This is a messenger RNA of Peronospora farinosa, 1353 nucleotides long. NCBI's taxonomy places the organism in Eukaryota, Oomycota, Peronosporomycetes, Peronosporales, Peronosporaceae. The record is from the annotation of a GenBank genome assembly.
AUGAUCCUGGACGCGAUUCGGUGGAUGGAUGCGUCGAUAGUGAAUCCUGUUGCGACGCGAUUGGCCGGAUCUGUGGCCAACCCGGCCGUGCUGAGCUUCUUGCUGUGGGACCGACUAAAGACACUGACGCCGCAGCACGCACGUGAUUUGAUGCGGCUACUGUCCACCGCAGUGGCCAAUGCCUUGGGUGUUCUUAGUGCUGAGAGGGGCAAGCAGCUCGGAGUCAGCUCCAAGCAACUGCAGAAGGACUUUCUGCGAGCUGCCAGUAGCCGCAGCGGUCGAGAGGUGGUGUUAAAUACCGUGGCUACAAUGGCUAAGGUGGCGCAGGCACUCAACACACCCGAGACCAAGGCAGCUACGCAGCAGCUGUUUCAGACGCUGCAGUCCGUGGUGGACUUCUUUGCAAGCUACGAUGGACGACGCAUUAUUUCGAGUACUGGCCAGUGUCUUACUAGUGUUACUGAGGUGACAGCGUCACCUGAAGCCUCCAUUUUCUUGGCGGAACUAGCCACGAACAUCUUGCACACGCUCGAAAGUGAGGCGAAACGGCAACAUUCGAGUAGUGCUAAAGAGGAGGAGGAAGUGAAGGAAAAGAAGGAGGAAGAACAAGACGGGCGAGAACGGGAGGUUGAUCAGGAGCUACCGCGUGAGACGGAGGCGGACCAUGAAAGGGAUCAUAACGAUUCGUACUCACCGGCCUCUUCGAUGGCUGAGACGCGGCGGAGUUUCGACACGGAAUCCAUGCCAUCGUCAGCACCUGGAACUCCUACAAUAGGGAUGUUUACGCCUCACGAACCGGCACACGGACCUAUGUCGUCAUCAUCCUCCAUGCUACCAGGAUCGCGACAUCAGGCGCUGAGAUCGCCGCCCGCAGAGAAAAGUAAAAGCUACCGCUCGGCACGCAUUGAAAAGGAGGUGUUGCUGAAGUUGGGACGUCGGCGUGAAGAGGCAGAGAUCUUUUCGAGCUUAGUAGUGCCUGAGUCGGCGGACGCGGAUAUCACGCACGCGUUUGGCAAUGACGAGGAUGAAGAAAAAACUGACGAUGUCACCCACGGUAACGAAGGAGUGUCGGACCCGACAUCAGAAUUGCUUCCUGAAUGGCACGAGGAGCCGCUGCGGGAGGCACUUCGCCGUCGCCACGCCCACGCUGAAGCAUCAAUGAAGGAACGAGAUUCUGCACAUCGUCAAGCUCGCGAGAUGGCGGCGGUGCUGGCUCGACGCAAUAUUGAGCAUGGAGACCUCCAACCUGGCGAUAUCGUGGCUUACCGGAUUAUAGCCCGGAUGAUCGUAUGCGGUGCGGGUCUGUCCUUGCUGCUGUCGGGGUACCUGCUCAGUCGGAAGCUCUUUGGUUGA